Molecule: messenger RNA, 1209 nt
Organism: Fusarium redolens
Lineage: Eukaryota; Fungi; Ascomycota; Sordariomycetes; Hypocreales; Nectriaceae
Product: RNA polymerase II-binding domain-containing protein
Exons: 4
Coding region: 1-1209 (402 amino acids)
Biological process (GO): mRNA 3'-end processing
Cellular component (GO): RNA polymerase II, holoenzyme
Molecular function (GO): RNA polymerase II C-terminal domain binding
Source: RefSeq, a predicted model, not a curated record
AUGGCUUACAACGAUGACUCUGUGUUGGCGCGACUCUCUUCACUCAACGAAAGCCAUGAUAGCAUCGCCACAGCUGCACAAUGGAUCAUGUUCCAUAGGCGCCAUGCUGAGAGGACUGUACAGCUGUGGAUGCAGCGCCUCAAAGACUCUUCCAGCACAAAACGAUUGAGCUUGGUUUAUCUCGCCAACGAGGUGGCUCAACAGUCUAAAAUCCGGCACAAGGAUGACUUUAUCAUCGCAUUUGCGCCUGUGAUUGCUGAGGCCGUUUCCGUCGCCUAUAAAGGAGCACCCGCUGAGCUUCAGGCGAAAUUAAAACGCGUUAUAGACGUUUGGAGAGAUCGUUCGAUUUUUGAAGCACCAAUUCAAUCCGCAAUCGAUGCCCGCAUUGGAGACCUUGACAAGGCCCGUGGUAUGUCCAAGCCCGGAUUUGGAGGCUCUCCAUUCGGUAGUACGAACACUGCCACUUCUAUUCCAUCUGAGUUUGCACCUCUGGUCACUACUCACCAGAAAGUAAACAAAUUGAGCACUCCUCUCAAGACCACUAUCACAUCAGCAGACCAAGAGUAUGAGAAGCAAACUAACCCAUCUACGCCUGUGCCUUCUGCUCCUGUUUAUGCAGCUCGGUUGAAUGGCCUUCUCAAGACCUUGGCCAACGCUGAGAGCGCGGUUGCUGAGUGUGUAAAAGCAAGAGAAGGCCUUGUAUCUGGCCUAGAAUCGCUCCUCAACGCUAACCGUGCUGCAUUGGAGGAAGAGAAGUCUGCUGCGACUCAGCUGACACUCCGAAAGGCUGAGAUUGAAGAGAAAAAACACCAAGUCGAGGUUGGCAUCAUGCGAGCACUGGGCCCAGCGGACAGCAACGGCUCUCCAGGACAAGGGGACUCUUCCGUCACGCCCCCAGAGCCAGACAGACCAGAGAUUGAAGCAUUGACUCCACCGGCAUUUGAACCUUUCGAAGCACCCACCCCUGAGGCAUUGACACCAGAGGGAGAGCCUGCUGCAGCUCCUUCUCUGUCUCCUGUCCCUGUUCCUGCUGCUGCUGCUGCUUCUCAAGACGAAGAAGAAGCACCCUCGUACCAGUCAUUGCCAAUCUCAACCAAUGGGUCGAAUAAGCGCCGUCGGGUCGACACCGAAGAAUUUCCUGAUCUAGGUGGAGAUGAUGGCAUCGAUGCUGACGUUGCUGAAAUGCUGAAGGAGCAACCUCAAUCAUAA